AUGCAGGGAUUGAAGAGGUGCAGUGUGUCUUUAAGGGCGCGUGCUUUACAAAAACUCUGCGAGGUCAAUGGGCCCGAAGACUCACCCUUAUCAAAGUUGAUAAACUCACUACCCAUAUCCUAUUCCUCGAAUGUCUCAAAGUUGUACUCCAUUCCACUCACUCUUAAAGAAUUUGAAAUUAUUAUUGCUAUUUGUGAUGCAAGUCCAAAUGAUGUCAAAACUGUUCAAUCGAUUAUUGAUACCUUGAUUCGUCCAUAUUUUGUUAAUUGUUCCAAACAAAAAUUUACAGAUGUGGUAUUAAGCAAAUUCAAAGUCAAUGGGUUCAAGAACCCGCUUGAAGUAUUAAGUCACAAGAUGACUCUGUUCUUACUUAGAGCCAGCUCUAGCUUCUCUACUCUAUCUGUUACUGUGAACAAGAUAUUUGAAGAAUACUUGAGUACUGUAAAGUCAUCAAUUGAAGUUAAUAGCUUAGUCUCGUUAUUAGGCUACAUGCAAGCAAUCUCUGAUGAACUUAAGAAGUCAAAAGAAGUCUACGACAUCCAUUGGACCAUUGUUUUUGGUUUAUCUAAAUUGCUUGAUUCAGAGUUUUUAUUGAAUUCAGAAACUCUUUUGGCUAAAUCUGUAUCAAAUGACAUUUUAGUUGAUUAUUAUGACAACCAUAGGGAAAUAUGCGCCUUACGCUUUGCCCAAAUGCUCUCACAGAUUAAUGUGAACUUAUUAAGGACUCUCUUUCGCGUCGAGGAUCCAAUGGAGCUAUCAGAAUAUCUUCUAAAAAUUCAAGACCUAGAGUAUCAGGAGAAAACUGACACUAUGAAGUACGCUAAUUUCAAGACUAUCAAUCGUACGUAUUCAAAAGAAAUCAGCAGACUGACAUCUACUGCAGCUAGAUUCAUUAUAGCUAUAGAUGACGGCGCUCCGUACAUGAAUUUGCAAACGUACAACACAGUUGCAUUGGCAUACUCUUGUAAAAUAAGAAAUAUGGAAAUUCUCACUUUUUCGUUGGUUUCUGAAGAGCCAGAAAGUGCCAUUUUAUCAAGAAGAUUGAUAUUUAUUACCUCACAUGAAGUUGAAACAUUGCAAGCAACUGUUCGCAUGGAGAAUCCUACAUUCUUAAAAACAAUUGUUAAUAUUGCUUCAUUAUUGAAUUUUUACACCGACAAGUUAUCUCACCAAUUAUUGAACGUAUUCCCAUUACUUGUGUCUUCACAACAUAUCACUACAAAUUCAGUAGUUGAGAUUUCGGCUAAUUUUGCCAUUGGGCUAAAAGCUUUGAGUGAAGAUGCUAUUGUUGGAACAAUCUACUCACUCAAUAAUCUAUUAGCUGUUACAAAAGAUGGUUCUCCAAUCCCAUUGCUCAAAGAACGUAAAAUGACCAUAUCUAGUGCAAAUGAUUUAGAUAAAAUGUUCCCUAGACAACGCAAAAAUAAUACUCUGUCGUUAAAUGACAUGAAGCUAUACCUGGGCUCAGAAAACAACAGCAGCAGUUCCCUAGUCUUCAAUAAGGCACUAGAAACAGAAGAAAAAACACUGUUUGAUACGUCUAAUACUCAUUACCAUGAUCAGCUAUUCAAAAACGCAGUUAUGGCAUGUGUUACUGUGGCUAGACACUAUGGAGAUCAAUCUAUCUCAGCACUAGCAAUUACUAUUCUUACCCAGAAGUAUAGAGCAUUGUCCGAAAAGUCAGACAAAUUAAUUCUCGAGGGUCUUGCACACAUCUUACCAUUUGUUGGCGAUAACGAAUUCAAGAUGCUAUGCAAAUUUUAUAACUCCGUUAGUUUGCAAUCUUUGAAGGAAGAGAACACGAUAAUACUAGAUGCAGUCCAAUCGGCCAGAGCAAUUAUUAGUAAAGAACUUAAGAACAGCAAUAAGGGCUCUUAUUACUUGUAUUACCUAAGAAGUAUACUAGACAUUAUUGUAAGCAGAGGUGAUGUGGAAAAACUAGAGCAUCAUAGAUCUCAUCAUGAAAUCUCAAAGGUAGCAGAACAAAUUGCCUUUUUCUUAACGCCUUUGGCGCUGCUAUUACCGGUACCUGGCGAGGAACCAUCCAUAAGGAAUAUAUUGAGUAAAGAUGCUGUUACAACAACAGCUUUCAGAAAUAUUUGGUUCAACAUGGUCAUUCAUGGAUUUUAUGCUAAAUCAGACUUAGCAUUAAAGCAUAGAAAAGAAUUGGAAAUUAUUGCAUAUAAUUCUCCUCCUCUUGUUUCUGAUUUCCCCGCAAAUAAUAGAGAAACAACGUUAGAAAUGAACACUAUUUUGCGUCGCGGAUCCUCAAACCAUAAUGUCAAAGCUCAGAAGAAUUCAAUACAGCAUGUUCUUUCUUCAAAUGUGAUAGCAACGAGAACUAUUUCCACUACAAAAAUUAUGUUUUUGGCUGCUACCUAUUUUUUGGAAUGCAUCCGUUGUGAUAUCGGUGAUUGUUCGACCAUAUUAGAGUACUUUUCUGACUCCAGUAUAGUUAACAGCAAUUUGGACAAGUUUAUUGGAUCCAUUGCCAUUUCCUUAACACAUAGGUAUUUGCAAACUGUCCCUACAGGUGAUUUGAAACUCUUUUCAUCAAAACAGAUAUCAUUCCAACUAAAAAGAAUGAUUCUAAUGCUAUCUCAUAGGGACCUUUAUUUACAGGACUGUUCUUUCCAAUGUUGUGACGUUUUCAUUAAAAAAUUACCAUCUAGUUUAUGUCAUCACGAGUCUCUUUAUGCAUUGUUAGACUCAUUAAGCAUGUUAUUUGAUAGUGUCACUGAAUUUGAAACAAGAAAGUACGAUCCAAGAUUCGAAUUUACUUUGAGAACCAGUGGAAUCAAAGUUUUGUUGACAGACUCCGAAGAAUGGAGAACUACCUCAUUCCAAAGGUUAGUGUCGAAAGCUAGAGAGUGGAUUAAAAUGCUAUUGCGGACAUCAAAUCAAGAUGGUAAGAUUUUACUACAAUCAUACAUAACUGAUGUCACAGACCUGCACAACACUAAUAUGGUUGAAUAUGGUGUUUCAUUCGCUUUAGAAAUGGCCGGAACAAUUCUCUCUGUUGAUCAUGAACCAUCUCAAAUAGGAAUUGCAAGGGUUAAGAUACAACCCAAUACUCUUUCAGGCUUUUUAUCGCAACAUGCAUGGAGAUCUAAAAUUCUUACUGAAAGAAGCACUAUGUCAUCCGCUGAAGAUAUCAAUGCUGAACGUAUCAGUCUUAAGAAUAUGAUCAUCUCCACUCUGCUUGCAAAAAAGAAAGUUAAUGAUGUUUCCAUCACCAAUUUCUUGAGUCUUUGUGGGGUUUUACUAAUUCUGAGGACCGGAGAUUCGGCUUCUUUUGUAUAUGAUCUGGUAUCAAUUCCAUUCCAAACAUUCUACGGAAAUACCAUGAAAGCAGCAACAAACGUCUGGUUAUCAUUUAUUAAGGAACGUAAGGACCUUUCGCAUUUACUCGUUUCUGAAAUUGCUACGUUUUGGUGCAAGUCCAUUGACAAUAAAUUCGGUUUGUUCAACCGCUCUAUAGAUAAGAAGGACGUGGAAUUUAGCAAGAUGGAAUACAAACCUUAUGAUAUGGAAGCCAUAAAGAGGGAAAAUAUCAAAGUCAGCAACAUUUUAAAGCCGCAUCAAGAAGUGGUCAGAUUUUUUGCAUCUCAUUUUGAAGCCACAGUGUAUGAAAGUGAUCAUUUACUCAAGUUAUUUACACAUGUUGCUUAUCAUGGAGUUUCAAACUUAGAGCAUGCAAGUCUGCAUCCAUUUGCAAGAAUGGUCAGAAAUGAACUAAUUAGUUUUGCCUUCUUAGUAUUGUUGGUGAAUGAAAAGAAAAAUACUGGUGAUGUGAAAAGACUAGCACAGGCUCUAAUUAAGGGUGCAUUGUCAUGGUUUAAAGUACGUCCAACUUGGCCGCUUGGUGGAAAUGAAUCAAAGAUUAAGGCCGAUCUAGAUGUCUUGAUUGACCUCUUCCAUCAAUUUAAAAGCCAUUCAAAAUUAUUGCUGAAGCAUACUGGAAAUUCUUAUGUGCUUUUGGAAUAUUUCAUGCUGAAUGAGAUUUUCCUGUUGAAAACCUGGCUAUAUCCUUUCGAUAAACAUGAAAAUGGCACACCAAAGCUACCUGGUGAGCUAAUAUCUCAUGCUUUCGAGUUAGAUGCUCUCUUAGCGGUUAAUUUAUGUGAAAGAUAUAGUAAUGAAAGCAAGAAUUCCGAUAAAUUGAGCAAGCUUAUCAGAAAGUCUCCAUUGAAUGCUUGCCAUAUUCACACAGCUUUGAAAUAUCUCUUAAAUGAGAGUGGAUCAAGCUCAAGCGGUAAAGGGAUUCCGCAUGAGGUUAUAUACUGGGUACCUGUCUCUCCAUCGUCAUCAAUCAAUCUUUUCCUACCACCAUGGAACAGAAACAAGUUUUUAUUACAGUACAAUUUACGUGCUCUUGAGUCUCAUGAUGUCGAGAACACAUUCUUUUACGUUCCACAAAUUGUACAGUGCCUAAGACAUGACGAUCAUAGAUAUGUGGAGAGAUUUAUCCUUGAUACCGCAAAGAUCAGUUUACAGUUCUCGCACCAGAUCAUCUGGAACAUGUUGGCUAACGAGUACCAGGAUGACGAAGCCAUGAUCGAGGACUCUAUGAAGCCAACGUUAGAAAGAAUCCGUGGUAAAAUGAUUGAUACGUAUGAUGAGGAAGCAAGACUGUACUACGAACGCGAGUUUUCAUUUUUCAACGAUGUCACAGGCAUCUCUGGUAAGUUAAAACCAUACAUCAAAAAGACCAAGGCUGAGAAGAAGCAAAAGAUUGAUGAGGAGAUGGCUAAGAUCGAGGUUCCGCUGGAUGUUUAUUUACCAAGUAACCCAGACGGAAUUGUGGUUGACAUUGAUAGAAAGAGCGGUAAGCCUUUGCAAUCGCACGCCAAAGCACCAUUCAUGGCAACUUUCAAGGUGAGAAGAGAGAAGGAGAGCGGUUCUGAUGAUGACUCUGAAAAGGUGGUUACCGAAGACGUUUGGCAAAGUGCUAUUUUCAAGGUCGGAGAUGACUGUAGACAGGAUGUCUUGGCCUUACAAUUGAUCUCAUUGUUUAGAUCUAUUUGGUCAUUCAUUGGACUCGACGUUUAUGUGUUCCCAUACAGAGUAACUGCUACUGCACCUGGUUGUGGUGUGAUUGAUGUGUUGCCAGACUCCAUCUCCAGAGACAUGUUGGGUCGUGAAGCAGUGAACGGCUUAUACGAGUAUUUUAUCAGCAAAUUUGGCAACGAGAACACCAUCGAGUACCAGCGCGCCCGGAACAACUUUGUCAAGUCGCUAGCAGCCUACAGUGUUAUCUCCUAUCUACUACAGUUCAAGGACAGACACAAUGGUAAUAUCAUGUACGAUGCCCAAGGACACUGUCUACACAUUGAUUUCGGAUUCAUCUUCGACAUCGUGCCUGGUGGAGUCAAAUUCGAGGCCGUCCCCUUCAAACUAACAAAAGAGAUGGUCAAAGUCAUGGGCGGAAACCAGAACACACAGGCCUUCAGACAGUUCGAAGAUCUUUGCGUUGCUACGUUCCUCGGCAUCAGACCCUACAUGGACCUAAUUGUAGAUUUCAUCGUUCCAAUGCUAGAAAGCAGCCUACCCUGCUUCAAAGCGCAGAAGACAAUCAAGAAUUUGAAGAACAGGUUCGUUCCGGGUAAGACCCCACACGAGGCCUCCCAGCAUAUGAGGCAGUUGAUACGCAAGAGUUACGAAUCAAUGUUCACCAAGGGUUACGAUGAGUUCCAAAGAUUGACGAAUGGAAUUCCAUACUGA
This is a messenger RNA of Kluyveromyces marxianus DMKU3-1042, 5724 nucleotides long. It is a transcript of the gene STT4, whose product is annotated as 1-phosphatidylinositol 4-kinase STT4. Gene Ontology annotation, cellular component: plasma membrane; cytoplasm. The coding region runs from base 1 to 5724 and encodes 1907 amino acids. Gene Ontology annotation, biological process: phosphatidylinositol phosphate biosynthetic process; phosphatidylinositol-mediated signaling. Gene Ontology annotation, molecular function: 1-phosphatidylinositol 4-kinase activity. The record is from RefSeq and is a predicted model, not a curated record. The transcript has a single exon. NCBI's taxonomy places the organism in Eukaryota, Fungi, Ascomycota, Saccharomycetes, Saccharomycetales, Saccharomycetaceae.